CAAGCCGACUUUCACUGAGGUUUCUGGCUGCAGCGAGUGGAAGGACCUGCUCGGCGGGAACGUUUUUGUCCCUCCCAGGCGACGUCCGAUGGGUGUGUCGGGCAGGGAUUGACAUUGGACGGGCUGCGCCCGGACAGCGGCUUAGGAGCCUGGAGCCAGGAGCCAGACAGGGAGCCCGGAGCUAAGCAGCGAGUGAGCAUGGCCGCCCCGGGCCCACCGCCCCCCACCAGCCACGCGCCCCCUGACGUGCCCUCGGGGCUCGCGCUGUUCCUCACCACUCCCUUCGCCUUCUUCCUGCCCGAGCUGGUGUUUGGGUUCUGGGUCUGGGUCCUGGUGUCUGCCACCCACGUGGCAAACCCCCUGCUGCAAGGAUGGGUGCUGUAUGUCUCGCUGACCUCAUUCCUCAUCUCCCUCAUGUUCCUGUUGUCUUACUUGAUUGGAUUUUACAAGAGAUAUGAGUCCUGGAGAGUCCUGGACAGCCUGUACCACGGGACCACUGGCAUCCUGUACAUGAGCGCGGCUGUCCUGCAGGCCCACGCCACCAUCGUCUCUGAGGACAAGGACCUGGGCAACUACAUGACAAACACUGCGGCCACGUUCUUCGCCUUCAUCACCACCCUGCUCUACGUGCUCCACGCCUUCAGCAUCUAUUACCACUGAGGGCAGGGGUCCCCCCGGCGCGAAAUGCUCUCCUAAAGCGUGGACCACUGGCUCCCGAAGGUCGCUUCAGCAUUCGCCAUCUGGAUGACACACAGACCAACAAAAUGUCAGCGGGACUAACAGACCGUUUUUUUGGACAGAGGGAUGAAAUCCCACUCCGCAUAGCCUCCUGGACUUGGUAAUCCAUCAUGAUGACUGUGAGAGGCUGCAUUGCCUUUGUCUGGAAAGUAACUGGCUCCAGAAAACUCAUUUCCAAAGUCCUCAGCGUUGAGAAUCCCGAUCCACUAGCGUCACAUCUGCCUGGGGACCCCUGUCUCAGCAAUUAGGGUCCCCAGGCAGGUGUAUGGGAAUGUGCAGUCUUAGUUUCUUAAAGCCUACAUGGUGCUAUCAACGCCUCCACAUCACACCUCUGCUUAGAUGCAGGUCCUCUCCCGCCCUGUGCUUCUCGGCAGCAAAGACCAGCAGCACUGCCACCCCAUUAGACCCCCCCUCCCUUUCCUUGCCAGCCUUGGGACCCAAUUUAGAGGCUAGAUUUGCAGGAAAAGAAGUGAAUUAUUCUACAAAAUUGUUAUGUAGUAAGAGCUGGGUGUGGGGAUGGGCUGCAGGACCCCGCCCGACAAGGACCAGAAGCCACCUUGCCCCCCAGAAGACCUUCAGGGAAGGAAGCAGGAUGUUACGCACAAGGAUUCUCCUCUGGGCGCCUCUCACACUGCGGGACGGGUAAGGAGGCCGGAAAGGGCCCCCGUCCAGGGACGUGCUCUUUCGUGGGUGCCCACUCCCCUCCAGGCCCCGCUGUGGUGCUAGCGAAGAGCAGCCUGGGCCACUGCGCUGCCUCCCACAGUGCGGGGCUCCCAUGGCUGGACACAUGGCGUUCGACUUUUGGACCAUUCUCAGUGAGAGGGCUGGCGUUGUGCAUACAGAAACACAAGGAGAGGCACUUGGUUUCAGAGUAAACGUCUUCCCUGAGAAA
Pipistrellus kuhlii (Kuhl's pipistrelle) is the source of this 1630-nucleotide messenger RNA. RefSeq names its product mal, T cell differentiation protein like (gene MALL). The transcript has 4 exons. Bases 199 to 660 code for a protein of 153 amino acids. Gene Ontology annotation, biological process: myelination. NCBI's taxonomy places the organism in Eukaryota, Metazoa, Chordata, Mammalia, Chiroptera, Vespertilionidae. The record is from RefSeq and is a predicted model, not a curated record. Gene Ontology annotation, molecular function: structural constituent of myelin sheath. Gene Ontology annotation, cellular component: membrane.